ACUGAUUGAUAAAGAUAUUGAUUAUCAGCUUCGUCCUGUGACUGAUUGAUAAAGAUAUUGAUUAUCAGCUUCGUCCUGUGACUGAUUGAUGAGGAUAUUGAUUAUCAGCUUCGUCCUGUGUCCCCUGAUGAAGGCUGACAGGAAACAGUUAAUGGAUCCUGCAGUUUCCUGUUAUUCACUGAAUGUGUGACGUCGCUCUGCAUCACAGCCAGAGGAGCUGAUGCUGAGGAGGAAAUAUAGGACAACAGGAGGAGGAAGAGGGGGAGGACGAGGUCUGCAGAGAACUCCACAAAGACACACAGCAGCAGCAUCUCAGCAUCAGGCUCCAGGAGGAUGAAGCAGCUGCAGCGGCUCCGUCUGUCCGGAGCUUGAAGAGCCUCUCUGGGCUCCGUCUGCCUCACCCUCCCCCCUCCUCACCACUCUCAUCCUCCGUCUCUCUGCAGCAGCGUCUCCCCCAUCGACCCCCAAAAUGGACAGCUUCCGCCUGCCGCCCGUCAUAGAGGAGGUCCUGGAUGCGUCCGAUGAGCUGUGUGAGCUGAAGGCAGAGAAGCCGAUCAUGUUGGCUGAAACUCUGACGGCCAAAGAGAGAGAGUCCCUGGAGGAGAAGGAGGAGCCGGUGGGAGACGGAGAGAAAGGCCAGCAGGAGGAAGAGAAGGAGGUGACGGAGGAGAAGGAGAAGGAAGAGGAAGAGGAGGAAGAGGAAGAAGAAGAGGAACAAGGAGGAGUGAAGGAUGAAGAGGAGGAGCUGGAGGAGCUGAGAGCUCAGGUGUUACAGCUGCUGCUGGAGCUGGAAGAGACCAGAGAGGUUUCCCAGAGACACGAGGAGGGUUUCCUCGAGCUGCAGGGUCUGUUAGAAGAUGAGCGGCUGGCGAGCGCUCACCAGGCCGAGAGUUUCACCAGACAGAUCCAGAGACUGCAAGCUCAGCUGCGGUCAGUGCAGGAGGAGAUGGACAGCCUGGAGGAGGAGAAGGAGAGCGAGCUGGAGGAGGUGCAGGAGGAGCUCCGUUCGGCCCAGGAGGAGGUGCUGGUGCUGCAGCAGGCGGCGGAGGAGGCGGCGGGCGAGAGGGAGAACGACAUCGCCUCCAUGCAGGAGGAGCUGUGUCGGCUGCGGGCCGAGCUGCAGCGCCUCCACGCCACGGCGCAGGAGUACGAGCUGGAAGUCACCUCCCUGAGAGCCGAGAUCAGCAUGAAGAGCCACAACGACCACAACGCUGCGGCCCACGCUGAUGUGAGUCAGCUGCAGGAGGAGCUGGUCUCUCUGAUGGAUGAGCGUCAGACUCUCUGCAGCCUCAACUCAGACCUGAGCAACAAAGUGGAGCAACUGCAGCAACGAGACACGUCUGAUGAUGUGUAUCUGGCAGUCAGAGCGGAGGGCGACACUGAGCGCGUGCAGGAGGUGAAGGCCGACUCUUACAUCAGCCUGUCUCAGUCCGGACCCCCCAAGGACCCGGACUCCUCGGUGGAUCCGGACUACUCGGUGGAUCCGGACUACUCGGUGGAUCCAGACUCCUCGGUGGUCCUGGAGGAGGAGGAGGUCUGCAGCGUCCUGAAGGUCCAGCUGAGAGAAGCUGAAGAGACGGCUCACAAAGUUCAGAGAGAGUGCGACGGGCUGAAGGACGACCUGCUGGAGCUGCAGCAGCUGUACGACAGCAGCCAGCGGGAGCGAGUGGAGCUGGAGCAGGAACUGCAGCGCUGCAAGUCCGAGCUACAGAAACUGAAGGCCAGGAAGUCACAGAACUGCACUCGUCCGUCUGAGCCCCCUGUUCUCUCCAUCCCCUUCAUAGGAAUGAUUGUAAUAGUGGCCUUGAUUUGGUGCUGGUGGGAGGAGCUGGCGUCCUAGAAGGGACCAGCAGAGCGACGCUGAAGGCUGGAACCUGGCGGUGGCAGCGGUUGCCGUGGCAGCCAUUGUAGUUCUGGUCGUCCCCAGCUUCACCAGGGCCUGAGGCUCGCACAGGAAGUGACCUCGCUGGGAAGCGUGGGAUUGUGGGAUUGCCGUCACCCAUCCAGCUGCCCUCAUACAUGUUGCUGUCCUGAUGUCCGCUUGUCGCAUCGCUCCGUUUAGUGGGACGGCGCCGCCGAGACGUUGUCACCCGAACGCCACAGACGUCAGUGAGUUCUGGAGGGAAAAGCAAUAAGAUUGUUGAAUUCACAAAGUAAAGACUCUUCCUGCAGGUCGUCACUGAGCAGCGCGUUGAUUUACUGAGCAAACAUCCACCAUCAUGAUCCAAGAGUCCAACUGGAAGCACUGCUUCUAAAAUAACAAACGGUCGCUGCCAGUACUCUGAUUCUUUACUUCAGUAACACCACGAGUACAAAUACUCAGUUACAUGUUAAAGUCCUGCAUUCAAACAGAAGAAUUAUCAGUCAAAUGUAUUUAAUAUAUCAAAACUUCUUCCAAUGCAGAACAGCCAUCGAGUCGUAUUGAGAACGUAAAUGUAGUUUAAUGUAUAAAAAUGUUACAUUUUAUUUUAUGUAAACUUAAAUGAAUGUAGUGGAUUUAAAUUGUUGGAUUAGAAGAAUGAAGUAGCAUAAAAUAUAAACGUUAAGUAUCUCCAGAUCAAAUUUAAAUAUCAUGGUUCUCUAAAUGUUCUUAUUUAUUUUCCUCUGCUGUUUACAGUAACUGUCGCCCUCUAGUGGCCAAUCACAGAACUGCAGACAACAAAAUGUUAAAAACAAAACACACAGAAAGAACAAAAGUACAUUUUUAUUUGUAUAAUCUGAGUUUUUCCUCAAUAGUUAAUAAUAACUAAUAAUGGUCAAGCAAAUGUGUUUUACAGAUUCAAAUUCCAGCAUGUCCAGUUUUUGGUCAAAGGUCCAACAUAAAAAUCGAUGAUAAUAUAAUAAAUAUAUAAAAAGUGUAGCAAAACCAGUUAUUUUGGACUUUUAAAGACCAAACAUUAAUGAGAAGUUUGCGUCCAGUAUUUGUUCUCCAGCUCCGGUUUGAUUGGACGGAGCUGUUGAUUCGCAGUGGGAUCAGUGGCUGUUUGACCUUAUCAGAAAUAUCAGUAAUCAAUACAAUCAGCUGCCGCAGUGUUUAUGGAUGAAGACCAGAGCUCGGGCUCAUGAUGGCCGGCGUUUGAGAAUCACCACAUUAGCUUUUUGCCAAAACAUGAAUCCUUUAGAGCUGCAACUUAAAAUUAGUUUUAUUAGUUUUACUAAUCACUUAACAAUUAGUUGAUUAAUCAUUUGGUCCAAAAACCAAAAGUUAUUCUAUUUACUAUUAUGGAGAAAAAAAUAAUAAUAAAUUAAUGACCCAAUAAAUAAAAAUGCCAUUAAAUGCACCAAAAAUAAGAUUAAAUAUAGGCAUUAAUUAAUUUCCCCAGAUGUAUUUAUUUCUGUGUCUUCUUUUUACUGACCAAUUAAAUAAAUACAGAAGCAAAUUAAACCAGAAAUAUCACUUUAUGUCACAUUUAUGAAUUAAUUAAUAUAUUAAUGGCUUUAUUUAUUAUUUUUGGUGCAUUUAAUGACAAUUAUUUAUUUACAGUGUAAUUUAUUUAUUUCAGAUUUUGGCAGUUUCAGUCCUCCAUAGAAGAUAUCACACAAAGAAAAGCAGCCAAUGUUUUGUAUUGAUAAUUAUAAUAUAUAUAUUAUUUAUAAGCACACAGUCGUUUCAGCUCUAAAAAUCUUUGCCUUAUUUUUGCGUACGGGAUUAAAAGGAUAUUUUGCACUUGGUUGAGACAACGGUAGCAGAUAACAUUUGAUUGUUUUCAUACAUUGACUCCUGCUUAAUGCUGUAUAUCAUUAUUAUUAUUAUUAUUAUUAUUAUUAUUAUUAUUAUUAUGUGUUUGUCCAAAGAUUAUAAUAUGUGGAUUAUUUAACAGACUUGUUUUGUAGCAUGAGAAAACUAUUUAGAAAAUGAUCAAUAAUCAUCUUUAUUUUUCCUACCUGUCCGUUUACAGAUAUUUGUAUGUUUAUAUUACCAAACCAAUCGUACAUCUACGGAAGUUAAAUAGCACUUUUUUAACCUUUGAAGAGGCAUUCGUUUCCGAUGAGAGAUUAUGUGUGUCGACUGAUUUCACUGUGCCACUUUUAAGCUCAGAUUGAACCAGAGUUGCUUUCAGUUUCAGAGUUUUUUGGUGAAAGCUGAAGUUCAUGUUGUAGAAAAUGUGUUUGGAAAAGAUGUUUUAUUUAAGAUCUGGAAGAUCAGCACGUUGUGAACAAGUAAAGCUUAAACAGCCCCAUUCAGACAGGAUUCAUAUAAAAAGCUCAUUGUUCCUGAAAAGGUCUAUUUAACAGUGAAUACAAGAGGACCGAGGAUAGAGCCCUGCAGAACUCCGUCACUAACUUUAAAUGAGACUGACGGAGCUCAAAUUAUUAUUAUUAUUAUUAAAGACCCCCAAAGCACACAAGCUAAUGCUAUUUGGUGGUCUCGGCAUUAAAAAGUUUGGGAGCCCUGAACUAAGUAGUCAUUAAUUAAUAUUAGUCCCUGAGAUUAUUAUUGUUAUUAUUAUUGAGUCUUCAUCAAGCGAGAGCUGUGUAUAAGAAAACAGUGGUGGGGGCGAAUAUUUAUAAAUUAUUUUGUGUUUUAUUUAUGUAAAUAGCGAAUUGCAGAGGACUGGGAAUGGAGCCCUGUGGGACACCUUCACUGCUGGUUUCUUGAUUUGGAGCCACUCAAUUUGCUGCUUGAGUUCUACUUUAAAUGUAUUCAUUAAUCAUUAACUAGACAGUAAAUAGCUCUAAAAGUAUGAAUUAUUCUUCUGAAUAAAAUAAGAAAUAGAGAGAUAAAUCCUGUCCGAAUGAGGCUGCAGAGAAACCGAUCUGUAUUCAUCAAAACUCACCAAACAAAGAUGUCUCACAUAUUAUUUUAUUGUGACGGGUCAGAAUGAACACUUUUUCUUUUGUUCAUAUUUUAUAUAUUUCAGUCGUCUUUUUUGCACAUAAACAAGUUUCAGUUUGUAAUGGAUCCUGAUAGAAACCCGAUCCAUGUUUACAUUUACGUGGUGACCAAAUAAUGAGAAAAUAUAAUCAAUAACUGUGAUCCAGUUUCGUUUGGAAUCAGGUUAUUUCGUUGAUUUGUGGUUUGUGACGUGACUGCAUGUGAUCUUUACCAAAUAUUAACAAAAUAAAAGACAUUCCAGUUUAAA
Dicentrarchus labrax (European seabass) is the source of this 5084-nucleotide messenger RNA. Its product is annotated as coiled-coil domain-containing protein 136-like. Gene Ontology annotation, cellular component: acrosomal membrane. The transcript has 10 exons. Gene Ontology annotation, biological process: single fertilization; acrosome assembly. Bases 470 to 1840 code for a protein of 456 amino acids. The record is from RefSeq and is a predicted model, not a curated record. Lineage: Eukaryota; Metazoa; Chordata; Actinopteri; Moronidae.